GGGAGAGAGGAAUUCACUCCUGUUUAAAUGGAAAUCUAGAGCGCACAGAGGAAAAAGAACGCAGACAGAGAAACCAAGAAAGAGAGCAGAUAAAAAGAAAAAAAGAAAAAGUGGAGACAGAUUUAUUUUACGCACGGGAAAAAAAACAGCAAACGAGUAGAAGAAAGAAAAGGAGGAAAAAAAAAAGGCAUCAGAUUUGUUUUCCUCUAAAUGUGGCUUUUUUUACUCUCACGAUUCAAAGAGGAUUCCAGUUGAAUUGAGCCGCUCGGGAGGGAUUGAUGGUGUCUUUUCGGGGAAGCAGAGCCGAGGGGAGGAAUCUGAAUGCGCUUGGCUGAACCAUGCCAGCCCUGUGGAUCAUAACUUUGGCCAUCACUUUUAACCAAGUGUGGUGCAUUCGCUUCUCUCAGGAGCCAGCGGACCAGUCGGUGGUACUAGGAGAACGGGUGGUGUUGUCCUGCGUGGUCUUCAACUACAGCGGCAUCGUCCAGUGGACCAAGGACGGCCUGGCCCUCGGCGUCGGGGAGGGUCUCCGAGCCUGGCCUAGGUACCGGGUGCUGCGGGCUCUGGACAUUGGCCAGUACAACUUGGAGAUCUCCAACGCGGAGCUCUCUGAUGACUCUCUGUACGAGUGUCAGGCCACAGAGGCUGCCCUGCGCUCCAGGAGGGCCAAACUCAACGUACUCAUCCCCCCUGAGGACCCGGUCGUGGAUGGAUCCCCAGAGCUCCUGCUGAUGGCUGGGACUCCAUUCAACCUGACCUGUGUGACCCGCGGGGCCAAGCCUGCAGCACAUAUCCAGUGGACCAAGGAUGGAGUCCCUGUGGAGGGCGCCUACCAGUCAACGGAAGUGCUACCUGACAGGAAGAGGGUGACGACCAGGAGCUACUUGCACAUCAUACCAGUCGACAAAGACAGUAGCUCGAAUUUCACCUGUGUGGCCAGCAACCCGGCGGUGCCGAUGGGCAAACGAGCCACUGUUACCCUCAACGUGCACCACCCUCCUACAGUGACCCUGUCCAUCGAGCCUCGCUCCGUCCUGGAGGGUGAGAGAGUCACUUUUACCUGCCAGGCAACUGGCAACCCUCCCAUCAUCGGCUUCAGGUGGGCCAAAGGGGGCGUGCUGCUGGAGGGGGCCAGGGAAAGUGUGUUCGUCACCACGGCAGAUCACUCCUUCUUUACCGAGCCUGUGUCCUGUCUGGUUUUCAACGUCGUGGGAAGCACCAACGUCAGCAUCCUGGUGGACGUGCACUUUGGCCCGAUACUGGUAGUGGAGCCCAGGCCAGUUACUGUAGAUGUGGACUCUGAUGUCACUCUGAACUGCAAGUGGUCUGGAAACCCCCCGCUCACCCUCACCUGGACCAAGAAGGGCUCCAACAUGGUGCUCAGCAACAACAACCAGCUGUAUCUGAAGUCCGUGAGCCAGGCCGAUGCAGGCCAGUAUGUCUGCAAGGCCAUUGUGCCGCGGAUUGGCGUGGGAGAGACUGAGGUCACACUCACUGUCAACGGUCCCCCCAUCAUCUCCAGUGAUCCAGUCCAGUAUGCUGUCAGAGGGCAGAGAGGAGAGAUCAAGUGUUACAUCGCGAGCACCCCCCCACCUGAUAAGAUUGUUUGGGCGUGGAAGGAGAACGUGUGGGAGAAGGAGAAGGGCACUCUGAUGGAGAGGUACACUGUGGAGCAGAGUAAGCCUCCAUCCCAGGGCGGGGCCGUCCUCUCCACCCUCACCAUCAACAACGUGAUGGAGUCUGACUUCCACUCGCCCUACAACUGCACCGCCUGGAACUCCUUCGGACCCGGCACCAUGAUCAUCACCCUGGAGGAGAGGGAUACUGUUCCAGUAGGAAUUAUCGCCGGUGGUACGGUGGGCUCCUCCAUUCUGCUGCUUUUGUUUCUAAUGGCGCUGGCCUUCCUCUUCUACCGCCAACGCAAAGGCAGUCGCCGGGGUGUCACACUCGGUAAGCCAGACAUCAAGGUAGAGACGGUCAACAAAGAGACCCACAGCCUGGAGGAGGAGGCGGCCGACGUCUCCACGGCAACCCGGAUGGUCAAGGCCAUGUACUCCCCGUUCAAAGACGACAUGGACCUGAAGCAGGACAUCAGGAGCGAGGGCGACACCCGGGAGGAGUACGAGCUCAAGGAUCCAACCAACGGUUACUACAACGUCCGAGCCACCACCCAUGACGACGUGCGCCCCCAGUCCCGUGCCAUCCACUACCAGGGCGAAUUCCGCUCCCCGAAUCCAAACAGUGGUCCAGCCGGGGCGUCUUCCAGCGGAGCCCCAGCUGGCGCCAGCGGUGCCGUUCCCCCCAGUGCAGUGCCAGGCUCAAGGGCAGGCUGCUAUGACCCGCGCCCACCUUCCAGGAUGUCCCAUGCCACCUACGCCCAGUUCAAUACCUUCACCAGGGUGGCGCAGAGCCAGCAAGCACCUCCCAAUCCAGCUCUUCAAUCGCCUGGAGAUUACCCCGGAGACUGCGGCCUGCUGGACAGCACCACCCAGCUGACCUAUGACAACUACGGAUACCCCUCCCAGUAUCCCAGCUACCGCAUGGGCUUUGCUCCACCCAUAGAGGAAGGGCCAUCCUAUGAGAUGUAUCCAACAGGACAAGGACCAGGACCAGGGCCAGGGCCGGGGCCAGGGCCGGGGCCGGGGCCAGGGCCAGGGCCAGGGAUGGGGCCAGGACAACAAAGUCCUGAAACAGGACUAGGGCAGUAUGGAACCUCCACCCGCUUCUCUUAUUCAUCUCCCCCCUCUGACUAUUCCCAAAGACACACGCAGCGGAUGCAGACUCAUGUUUGAGAAACACACAUUCACACACUUUGACUUGCUUUUUGCAGCUGCAGUACUUAUCACACAUUAAACAAAAACAUAGAUGUAAAAAAAAAUAAAAAUACAUAAACAUUCAAGAAUCCAUGUUCUGUUUCCGUAGCAUCCAGUGCAUGGAAUUUGGUUCAUUUUCUGAACCAAUAAAACACCACAGCAACAACUCACAGCAGUUAGCAGCAUCAUGUAUAAUACAGUUAGCAGCAAUACACGCACAUACAACACACAUUUGCGCAGACCUUCUGUUGCGUGCAGUUUUUAUGCUCCAACAAAAGCAACCGCGAGAACCACAAUCAAGACAAAAGAGACAACAAAAAAAGAAGAAGAGCACUUUGAAGACGAGAAGAAGAAAAACACCAGAAGCUAAAGGAGGAGCUGCAGAGGAACACAGUCGUCACCCUGCUCUAUUAUCAUCUUCCUGCAUCGCAUCUUCCUCCCACCCCAUCUCUGUAAAUAAGUGCAAAUGGAGAUAUGGGUCAUUUUAAAGUUAUUUCCUUGUACAAACCUAUACAGUGUGAUGCAGUACAGUGACCUACAGCAAACCUCCCUGCAAUCCACCCCCUGUUUGCAUUUUCUGACUCUCACAUAAUGCAAAAAACACACAAACACACAGAUCUUUAAAGACUUGUUUGUUUCGAUGUAUUGCAGCAACGGGGCAGCUUGGACUAUAUAUAUUUGGCACUUUUUCAUCCCUUUUCCUCACUCAAACCUGCCCAGUGGCCAUUUCUUUACAAGAUCUACCUUGAUUUAAGUGGGACAGUUAGUGACCAGAGUGCCAAUGCUUUUGUGCCAACACACACAAACUAUUACUGUAAGGUGGGUCUUCUUUUGCAAAGAUUGGACAAUAAGAUGGUCUGGACCAUAAGGUUUUUGUACGUGCCACAUCUUAGAGGAAAGGAAAGGAGUGGUAGCAAGUGUCUCUAUAUGCUCAUUCUUCUCCUCAUCAGUCAUUUUUAAUCAUCAUGAUGCAUUUCUAUUCUUAACAUUUCACUCAAGGUCAAUGCUGUGUACAGUAUUUGUGAAACGAGGUGUGGCAGGAGCGCUUUUUUCAUUCAAUGAAUUUCUGCAAUUUGUACAAAAAGAUACCUCCCCUACCCUCAAGUGUCAAAAAGUAAUUGUUUCUCUCA
Molecule: messenger RNA, 3943 nt
Organism: Perca flavescens (yellow perch)
Lineage: Eukaryota; Metazoa; Chordata; Actinopteri; Perciformes; Percidae
Gene: kirrel1b
Product: kirre like nephrin family adhesion molecule 1b
Biological process (GO): cell-cell adhesion
Cellular component (GO): plasma membrane; cell-cell junction
Molecular function (GO): cell adhesion molecule binding
Source: RefSeq, a predicted model, not a curated record